Messenger RNA from Phlebotomus argentipes, 4389 nucleotides. RefSeq names its product transcription factor Ken 1 (gene ken). The record is from RefSeq and is a predicted model, not a curated record. NCBI's taxonomy places the organism in Eukaryota, Metazoa, Arthropoda, Insecta, Diptera, Psychodidae. Gene Ontology annotation, biological process: regulation of transcription by RNA polymerase II. Gene Ontology annotation, cellular component: nucleus. The transcript has 6 exons. Gene Ontology annotation, molecular function: DNA-binding transcription factor activity; protein binding; RNA polymerase II cis-regulatory region sequence-specific DNA binding. Bases 509 to 2425 code for a protein of 638 amino acids.
CGCGCGGCGGUUCCACUCUGCGUCCCCGAGAACGAUCGCAACGUGAAUCUUUUUUGGAGACUUCUUGAGCGUGUGCCCAGGACUACCAGCCAACCCCCCCUCCCCUGAGGAUUAAACUGGAUCUUCACAGCGGAUUAACAACUCUUGAUCAAAUUUGUGCACCACAUCGACAACUGCGAGAGAGAUUAAAGUGUGAUAAACGUGCUAAAGUGAUCGAGCAGAGGAAUAUUUCACAUCCUUGCGAAGGAGCAAACAACCACCAAUCCAGGAGAGCAGGAUUAAUUGUGACAGUGAUUCUGUGCUGAGUGUAUUUAAGGAUAUAACACACACACACACACAAACAUACAUACAUAACCUCUAGAGGUGGUGAAGCUUGUGUGAUUCUGUGAUCUCGAGAAGGUGGAUAUAAAAUAUUUACAUUGAGUGCCACUGAGCUAAGGAAACAGAAGAAGUGAAUAACAGUGCAUGCAAAACAAUUUAUCGUGGAUGAUGUGCAUUAAUCACACUGAUGAUUAGGAAAAGGGCUUCAGUGACGCGGCGCCGAAACGACGACAACCCACAUUCACAGCAAGAGAGUCACAAUAAAUUCAUCAAACUGGAUUAUAAACGCAAUUACCCCUACUACACAGACAGGAUGCUGAUGUUGUACUACAGACAACACGGCGAGUGCAUCCUCCAGGAAAUCGGCGCGGCCUUCCGCGGUGAGCAUCCGGCGGACUUGCUGCUCAUCUGCGAGGGCCGCGAGACGCUGCGCGCGCACAAGCUGGUGCUGGCGGCCGCGAGUCCCCUCGUGAAGCGGCUCCUCGAGGAGACACCCUCCAUCGAGUCCGUCACCACCGUCCACUUCCCCGACGUGCAGGCCAAGUACUUCCGGCUGCUGCUGGACUUCCUGUACUCCGGCCAGACGUGCGUGCCGGCCAAUGAGGUGGAGCACCUGCAUGACCUGCUCGCGCUGCUGCAGAUCAAGCCUGGCGUGUGGCGGACGGACGACAAAACAGAGCUAGUCAUUCUCAUUCCAGACGGUGGCGGAGGCGAGGCCAAGGGCGACACGCAUACCGACAUCAACAGCAAUGAGGGCGACGGACGCCGGCGGCGCUCCAAGAGCCGCGACUCCACAUCCUCGCGGGUGCACGUGAAGCGGGAGCGGGGCGGGAACAGCAGCGAGGAGACGCCGGAGGCGGAGGGCGACGACGAGCGAGCGGAUGUGGACGAGGAGCCGGACGAGGAGGCAAGACAGAGCAGAGACAGGAGCAGCGAAGAGAGGCGCCUGAGUGUGGACACGGCGCGCAAUGACACGAUCUCGAGGCGAACGGAGGAGUCUGGAGAUGAGGCGGAAGAGUCCGGCGACGAGGGUGGCGACAGGGAGGACGAGAAGUCCAUCAGUGGCCGGAGAAGAAGCUCCUCGGAUCCUGUGAAUCUUUCUCUGGGUACCAGACAGGAGGACUCCGAUGACGGCGGUCACGUGGACGUGGAGACGAUAGCCAAUGCGCCCAGCAAGAGUCUCAUUCCCAGUCGCCUCUUGGAUCCUUUUCGAACGAAACGAAAAGUGCUGUAUCACGCGCCAGAAUCGGAAAUCCUGAAGCCACCCGACCACGACCAGCUGCUGCACAGCUCACCCGACAACUACGUGGUCACGCCGCACCGGAAGCGCCGGCCUGGCUUUCAGAACUCACCCGCCCAGAAUCCACCAUUCGUCCCGUACGGACUCAACCGCAGCAACUACAUUGAGGACCUGCGCUCCCGAAAGGGGCCGUCAGUGUCAGCACCACCGUCCUACUUUCCAGGAGAACGCCCACCUCUGUCGCCCACGUCUCAACCCACCGAUCUCUUGCUGCACAACAACCACCACCAGCACAACAACAACAGCAGCCGGCGGCGGCCGCCCAGCGCGGACGGGCCGCUGGCCGUGGCGCCCUCUUUCGUGUACCCCUGGCCGCCGCACUCGUCGGCGCUGGCGGGGCUGCCUGGCGGCCCCGGCAGCGUUCUGCCCGUGCCGCCGCCCAAUCCCGCCCACAACAGCGAUCGCGGCAGCCCGCUGGACGCCGGCGGGGCGUCGGGCGGCGCCCGCGCGAGCGCCUCCGGCGGCCUCUCGGCGCCCGUGCGUGAGUACCGCUGCGAGUACUGCGGCAAGCAGUUCGGCAUGUCGUGGAACCUGAAGACGCACUUGCGCGUGCACACGGGCGAGAAGCCCUUCGCCUGCCGCCUGUGCGUGGCCAUGUUCAAGCAGAAGGCCCACCUGCUGAAGCACCUCUGCUCCGUGCACCGGAAUGUGAUAAACACGCCCGAGAGCGGCGGCCGCUACAACUGCUGCUUCUGCACGAUGUGGUUCGAGACGCUGCAGGAGCUGGUGAGACACCUGUCGGGCCACCACAACAAUCUCCUGCUCAGCAUCAACCUCACGCCCUCCAGUGGGCGGAACUCGUGAGGGGGCGCUCACGCGGAGCGCCCGCAAGGCCAGUGCAACCCGCCCGAGCGACGGCGUGGCGCCGGAGAGGCACAGCGCGGGGCGGCCGAGGGCCGGAAAGCGCCGAGAGCUGGUCAUGCCUAAGGCAGACGUACAUGAUUCUCGAGAUGGCAGUGAUCAGGGGAGCCGCGCGCUCUCCUCUGGGGACGCGCAUGCUGACGAUUGUGCAGUUGUUACACCAAAGAACUCGCAGCUAUUGACCGUCUCUCGGCCCUUUCCGAGUGCGCGCGCAGCAUAAGCUUCACGGGCUUUUGCGCGAUCCUCUUGCCUUCGGUUGCCUUGAAGUUUCAAAACUGGUAAAUCAAUUUAAUUAUAGUUGGCAAUUAAUUCAAAAGACAAUACAUGUAAUUGUUCUGUGCCUCUCUCAAGAGCUUUUGAGGAGGGAAAACCGGAAAAUUUCCCUCACUAAAGCCAAACACAAUGUCGCAACUCAAGGAAUUUCACAGUAAGAAAAGAAAAGAAAAAAACAUUAAACCAAUAAAGAGAUAUUAAUCAAUUCUGCGCGCAAUUUCCGCCAGAAAGAAUAAAUAAUUCAGAAAGAAGAAAUUGCCCAGAACCGCUGAAGAGGGAAGGUGAAGAAUGCAACAAAGAAAAUGUACAAAUAAAAUAUCUCAUCAUUCCAAUACUUUUUCUUUUAUAUAAAAAAAAAUGCAAAACCAUAUUUUUUUUAAAUAAAAAUCUUUUUUCUACUAUCAAUUUGUAAUGUUAAUAAUUUAAAGUAAAAAAAAAACGUCGCAUCAAAACACGGAAAACACUCACAAUUUUCACCGCGAAGAGAGCUUUUGCUUUUUUCAAAGUUUCUCGUUGUUUCUCUUACAAGCACAGAAAAAUUAACGACAAAAACAGUUUAAUAUGAAUUUAAUCCAUCGUGAAGGAGUUUUGUUAAUGUAAAAUACAAGAAGCAAAAAUAAAACAGAGAUAUUUUGACGGAGUAAUAAAAGCAAAAUUGUGUAUAAAUAAUUUUUUCUGUAAAUAACAAUGUAAAUAAUUAUUGUGUAAAAAAAAGAGCAUUAAGUUAAGUGAAAUAUUUGUAAUUUUUUUUUCUCUUUAGCUAGAAACUUUUUAGUGUAAAUUCUACUUAAAUACCAACAAAAAAAAACAUGAAAAGAAAGGAAAAAAUGACGAAAAUCCGCAAAUUUAUUUAUUUAACCAGCUAAUCGCGUUUCUAAUCGAAGGACAGAAUAGUUAAAGCAUAGAAGAAGAAAAAGAAACAGACAGACAACAAAAGGACCAGAUAUUGAAUGUUAUUUUAUAAGUUGUGGAGAAAAAGAAGGAACGUAACGUUUGAAGGAUUAACUGAUAGUAAAAAUUCCACCGAAUUGAAUAGUUUUCUUUCUUGUUUCCUCCUUAAUUUUAGUAACUCUCCCACUUUUUAUUUCCUCAAUCUCCCUAUUUUCCCUCCGCGAAAUCAUCAAAAACAAUAAACGGUAAAAAAAAACAAUCUGUGCAAAUACAUUUUAGGUAAAAUACAUUUUAGUGCAGAAAAAAGUGAAUCAUGACUCCGAAAGCAGAAGAUAGACAAAUAAACAACAGCCUCAAAACUAUUUUGUAUUGCAAAUCUGUAUUAUUUUAUUUGUUCAGUUUUUUUUGUAAAUUAUAUUUAUGGUUGCCGAAGUGAGACAAGAAUUUUCAGAGACAGAGAAGAAAAAGCAAAACAAUUCCCAGAUGCAGAAUCUCAAAACCACCCAAAAGAAUAACAAGACACGAUCGCAUGUUAAAGUAAAAACGCAAGAAACCCUUUUUUUAACCUUAAAGAGAAUAUAUUAAAAAAAACUUCUUUUUUCUGUAUAGAAAGUAAUUUAAAUUAAGCAAUUAAUUAGCAAGCCCAAAAAGAAAAUUGUUAAUAAAAAAAACUGAUCAAAUUGAUCAAAAUGUGUUCAAAACAGAAACUUAUGAUUUGUUACAAUAAAAUGAAUUCAAUGUAA